Closterium sp. NIES-67 is the source of this 1355-nucleotide messenger RNA. NCBI's taxonomy places the organism in Eukaryota, Viridiplantae, Streptophyta, Zygnematophyceae, Desmidiales, Closteriaceae. The record is from the annotation of a GenBank genome assembly.
GACUCCGCGAUUGUUUGUCGGAAAAAUACCAGUGUAGCCGAUCGUCUAUGGUCGCCGAUAGUAUAGCCAUCUCCUGUUAGUCUGGGGUGAGCUGGGGCGACGGAGACACCUGAUGCAGCUUGGCUGGGCUCAGGCGUCAGAGGCGAGCAAGCAGCGCGCGGAAGCAGCGGUGGCUACCCCCUGAACGCGUGGUAGCAGCUCGUAAGCAGCGGCGGCUAGGGCGUGAACGCGCGGGUGCAGUGCAAGCAGCGUGAGGAAGCAGCGGUGGCUAACCCCUGAACGCGCGGUUCAGAGCGAGCAGCGCGCGGAAGCAGCGGCGGCUAGGCCCUGAACGCGCGGAAGCGGAGCAAGCAGCGCGGAAGCUGAAGUAGUGCGCGGAAGGCAGGGCGCAUUCCGAGGCGCCUUGAAACGCGUGGCGGAAGGCGGAAGGCGCAACGCGCAGGGCGCAGGGCGCAAGGCGCAAGGCGCAGGGCGAAAGGCAGCAGAAGGCGAUGGCGGGGCGCGACGAUUUUGGAGGGCAGGAGGUAGAAGUGCUGCUGGUGACGCCCGGCAGCCAAGCAUGCGAGCUGGUGCGAGUGAGUGCCAGGCGGGAGGAGACAGCAGCGGGUUUGGCGCAGCAGGUGUUGAGGGACCAGGGCAUUGCGCUGGGAGAAGGGGGGGCUGCCUCUCUUGUGUUCAAUGGCGUGGAGCUGGACGAGCGCUCAACUCUGGACCAGUGCGGCAUUCGGUGUGCCUCGGGGCGGGAGAGCUGGGCGCCUCGCUUCCUCUUCCCCAACGCCUGGCACAUGCAGUCCGUGCCUAGGAAGCCGCCAGUCAAGGUAACCAACCCCACCUGGCCAGUGGCAAGGCACGGAGCGCCACCGCAGCCGCUGCCUUCCUCCGUGCUCUCGCUUCUCACCCUGCCCUUUGACUCCGUCCCUGUCUGGGCGCUCUUCCUCUGCCUCUUCAUUGCUGGUCUCUUUGCCCCGCUGUAACUCUCGCAGGGCCCAAAUUAGCCGGGUGAAAUGCCCUGAUUGCCCUGUUUUUUCCGGGUGUUUUUUGGCUUGGUCUUAAAAAUCAGACUCACAAAUAUUUUUAGGCUGAUCCAAAAAGUGUAGCGAAAUUUUAACCCUGACGAAAACAGAGUUGCGGGAACUGACACACUGAGUCUUCAGGAUCACACAAAUCAAGACCACUAUACCUUUUAACGGAGUUGAUUUUUAUUCAUGGAUAUUGGGCUGAGAAAAGCCCUUAGGAUCUUUCCAGAGACUAAGUUCCAGUUAUAAAAGGCUUGAGUUGUGCAGCGGAAGUUGAGGUAGUUGAACCCUUGUACUAGUAUAUGAGAACAAGUGAUUGAUUAAAGAAACAAGCAUACA